Molecule: messenger RNA, 1515 nt
Organism: Camellia sinensis
Lineage: Eukaryota; Viridiplantae; Streptophyta; Magnoliopsida; Ericales; Theaceae
Source: RefSeq, a predicted model, not a curated record
AUGGAUGGAAAUAAUUCCGAUGACAAUGAGAACACCAAAAUGUGGACGCCUAGAAUUGAAACGAAAUUAAUAAAUAUGUUGAGAGAUGAGGUUAGAAACAAUCAAACAACGGGCCGUACUACUUCGUGGACAAUUAGGCAUUGGAAUCAUUAUGCAAAUCAGUUGCACAACAUAUAUGGAUUUCGGUAUACAGGUGUUAAGGUGCGCCAAAAAUAUCAGCGCUUGAAAGCUGGUUACCAGACAUUCAAGCGACUCCAGGCACAGACUGGUUUGGGAUGGGAUCCUAUUAUAGGCACUGUUGUUGCACCCGAUGAAUUUUGGGAUAAGGCUAGCAGAAAUGUGAAGAAGUUUAGGACAAAAAAGUUUGAAUAUUUUCAAGAAAUGACAGAGAUUGUUGAAAAUUGUUGUGCUACAGGGGCCUUGUCUCGUGCAUCCACACAAGGACCCCUUGACUCAGAAGAAGAAGACGACAUGCUAAAUAAAUUUUGGAACGCCGAUGCUGGUGGGAGUAACACUGGUGAGAGUAAUGCUGCUGAGGCCAUUCCUGUUGACUUAUUCGAGGAUGAGUAUAUAGAUCCAGCAAAGGGCAAAAGUCACAAGAGGGGCCCUGCAACCAGCCAGACUGACAGUGGUCGUUCCAAAAAGUCACGGUCAAGUGGGUUUGAUGAUGUGUGCGCAGCUUUCACAUCCUAUGUACAAGCCAAAACAGGACAUUCACGUGCACGAGAAAAUGAGACUGAGGCUGUAAGUGCAGGUGGUGAUGAUUAUUCCCUUGAUGCAUGUCAAGAUGCAUUGCUUGAGCUUGGGGACAUACCACCGUUGCAGUACGUUAGGGCACUGACACUAUUCAAGGACAAGGAAUGGCGAAGACAAAGGCAUAUGUCAUCCGACGAAGAAAACAAUACAAUGGAGCUCUCAUCAGAGGAGGAUGAGGUUGUUGAUGAUUUUAUGGAUUUCUUGAUGAUUGCUGUAAUGUAUGACCAUAUGAACGCGUCAAGUAGCGCUCACGACAACGCUAUUCUGGUUGACUCUAUUACACGAGCUGAUCUACAGUUCCCACAUCCACCCAAUGACAAGUACUAUUUAGUUGAUGCUGGUUUCAUGAACAUGCCUGGAUUUCUUGCUCCAUUUCGGUCUCAACGAUAUCACUUGCAAGAGUUUCGUGGCCAUCGUUAUGCAGGACCUAAGGAAUUGUUUAACCAUCGACAUUCGUCAUUACGCAACGUCAUAGAAAGAACAUUUGGUGUUUUGAAGAAGCGCUUCCCAAUAUUGUGGUCCAUGCCAAAUUACAAGUCUACACGACAAGGGCCUCUCGUGAUUGCAUGUUGUGUAGUGCACAAUUGGAUCCGUUUGCAUGCAGUUAUGGAUCCAUUCUUUAUGGAAGCUGAUAAUGAAAUGGCCGCAGAAGCAGAAGCAGACGGGUUUCUUGGAGACCAACCUGACUACGUUGACAUGUCACAACAUGGGUUAACGUCCCAAUCGAACGUUAGGGAUGCAAUUGCUACUGCUAUGUAG